AUGUCUCUCCCGCAGAAUGUCCACGUCUCUUCCCACCCCUGUCUGCACGCUAAACUCUCCCUCAUCCGCUCAGAGUCCACCACUCCACGCGAGACAAGGGGCCUAGUUCAUGACAUUGCCACUAUUCUGGGCGUGGAAGCCUUUGCAGGUCUGAAGCUGACCAAGACAGGAACUGACCGCACCCCUCUCGGUGUCGAAUAUGAGACCCAGAGCAUUGACCCGGCAGACCUGGCUCUAGUUCCGAUCUUGCGGUCUGGCCUAGGCAUGGUUGAUGCCCUAAACGACCUCCUCCCAACCCCAGUCCCAGUUUACCACCUAGGCCUAUUCCGUGAGAAGGCAACUCUCCAACCUGUAGAGUACUACAACAACCUCCCGUUCCACCGGUCAGAGCUCUCACCAGCCUCACCAGCAUCCCUAAACCAGGGAACGAACAGCGCAGCAGCAAGUCUGGCCGUCCUACUCGACCCCGUCAUUGCAACCGGCGCCACGGCCGAAGCGGCCAUCCAGCUGUUGCGAGAUUGGGGCGUGAAGAAGGUUAUUAUGCUUAGUGUGCUUGCUUCUGAGGAUGGUGUCAAGCGGGCUGCUGGGACUUGGGCUGAGGGGGUGGAGGUUUGGGCUGGAGCUAUUGAUGCGGGGGUUAAUGAGAAGGGGAUGAUUGUGCCUGGUCUUGGGGAUAUUGGGGAUCGGUUGUUUGUUGCUAUUGGGAAGUAA
This is a messenger RNA of Penicillium arizonense, 711 nucleotides long. Its product is annotated as uracil phosphoribosyltransferase. The record is from RefSeq and is a predicted model, not a curated record. The transcript is spliced from 3 exons. Bases 1 to 711 code for a protein of 236 amino acids. Lineage: Eukaryota; Fungi; Ascomycota; Eurotiomycetes; Eurotiales; Aspergillaceae.